AUGAAUUCUCUGUUGAUGAAGCCCCUUUGUCAUUUUAAGGUAAAUGUUACAUUAUCUCUUGUGAACAAACCAGUGGAUGAACAUGGAAAACAAAUACAAGAGCCAGCAUAUGAGCUAAAUAACGAAGGAGAGGAUGAAGUAUUCCUCUUUGACAACGAGGAGCACUGCCAAACCAUUCUCGGAGUGCUAAAAGAUAUAAAACUGUGGGAAGCUUUUGAAGAAGAGAAGCCACAUUUGGUAUCAGAAGCGCAGCGGAAGGCGAAACCACUUACAUGCAACUUUGGCGUACAAGCGAUCUCCACCAUGAAGGACUGUGAAGUGCAAAGCACGAGAGAAAUCGUGGAUGAUGUGAAUACUGUUUCUGCUGAUUGUCAAACUCAAACUAAU
Molecule: messenger RNA, 387 nt
Organism: Strongylus vulgaris
Lineage: Eukaryota; Metazoa; Nematoda; Chromadorea; Rhabditida; Strongylidae
Source: the annotation of a GenBank genome assembly